Molecule: messenger RNA, 729 nt
Organism: Trichomonas vaginalis G3
Lineage: Eukaryota; Parabasalia; Trichomonadida; Trichomonadidae
Exons: 1
Coding region: 1-729 (242 amino acids)
Source: RefSeq, a predicted model, not a curated record
AUGAGUGAAAAACCCAUGAGUAUCGAAUUUGUCAAUAAAAAAUGCGGUGAGAGAAUCACAAGCUUAGUUAACACACUAAAAGGAUCAUUUCCUGACAAAUACGAAGUUGUAAAAUCUGUUGAAGCAGAUAAAAUACUUAAUAAGUUGGAAGAUUCACCAGGAGAAGUAUUUAAACCAAUACUAUCGGCAGAUUUUCCGGCCUUAGAAACAAAGUUACAGAAAUUUGACUUGCCAUUGCAUUCUUGUAGCAAAUACAAUUAUUAUUUUACGCCAACAGUACCUAAAAAUUUACUUGAUGAAGCUCCAAACGAUUUUACUCACGAAAAAAUGGAAGUUCUUUCAGAAUCACGUCAAGAACACCAAAGAUUACUUUGGAUUUAUCAAGAUCGAAUUACAUAUGAGCAUAGCUCUCAUUCAAACUCUACAUUUCAUUCACCAUUCAAAAGUGCAAUAGAUUUUAUCGCUAAACAGCACGAUUUACCGAAGAUUCCAGUGCCUGAAGCAGAUCCUGGAAUUGUUCAAGAAAAGGUUGACGCUCAAAGGCGUAGGAUGCAAUCUUUAUCAAGCCAUGUUAUAAACAAGCAGAAAAUGCUAGCAAAGAUGAUAAAAGAUCGUGAACUGUUUCAACACGAAUAUUCUAACAUUCUUGAUGAACAAAAGAAACCUGUUAAUGAACUUCAGAUACCAUUUCCUUUUGCAAAACUAUUUGACGAAGAUUCCAAAAAAUAA